Molecule: messenger RNA, 1587 nt
Organism: Serpula lacrymans var. lacrymans S7.9
Lineage: Eukaryota; Fungi; Basidiomycota; Agaricomycetes; Boletales; Serpulaceae
Exons: 1
Coding region: 35-1435 (466 amino acids)
Source: RefSeq, a predicted model, not a curated record
GGUUGAAACAUGUGGAGGUCGCGACAUAAAUCAAAUGGAAGAAGAGUAUGUGCGAGCACGACGGAAGCCUGUGCGAGAUAUCAACGACUGGGGAGCCGUGGAUAUUGAAGCGUUAACCAUGUCCCUUCGUUCACGACUAGCCACCGAGUUAUCAUAUGGGCUGACGACUUUCUCGCUGCUGUCAACGAUGAGAGGUCCGACUCAAGGUUCUGGUUUUCCGAUAUUUCAGUGUUUAGACCUACUGGAAGAGGUACUGGAUCUUAUGGAAGAGCAGGCCUUUGAAGGCACUCCGGAUGUGGCCGAGUAUGCUUUGACGGAGGAGACAUGCAUACCACGGCAUCGAGAGCUCCUCGAUACAGCCUACGAUGAAGAGUCGCAACAUUUUGCAGGACUCCAACCACGACAAGGAUCUGGAGAUUCAAGCUAUGGGCCGCGGCAACGGCCGGGCACCAUAAUUCUGGCAGUCAUGAAUAUUCUACGCAACCUUUCCAUCAUAGCUGAUAACAUGACGUUCUUGGCACACCAUGAGCGCGUACUUGAUUUGGCUCUGCGUGUCUGUGGCGUUACCGUUCAAGAUGGCAGUCCUCCUCGUGCAAACUCCCCUGCUCUCUCGCUCAUUGACGUAGCCACUGUGCGGAAGGAUACCUUGUACAUUCUGACAAGUAUAGCUGGGAUGAUUCAAUAUCCCCCUUCUCGUUCGCCAUCUAGUACCACCACGCGAAUAGCAAGCCGGACAUUCGAGCUUAUAGCAUCUUUCCUUAUUGACCCCGUGGACGCGGUUUCUCCAGUUACAUACCUUAGACAAACUGGCGGACCGCCAACGUCUAGUAAACCGCCACCACUCUCCGAUAUUGCUCUGGAAGUUUUCACGCGUCUUGGCCAUCCUGAUCAUAAUCGUAUGGUUUUUUCGAAAGUCAUUCCACAAACGUGGCAAUGGCGCUUGUUCGAGGCGCUGAUCCACAGACUACCAAUAUCAGACGCUGACUACGGGCUGUUGGCCCGUGAGGCCUGGUUGAGUUAUUUGGAGAAACUCACCAUGGCGAUAUAUGCGCUCGCCUUCCUGGCGCCCCCUGAUUUGAAACAAAAAAUAAAAAUGGACCGCAGUCUGAGCUUUUCUCAGGUGAUGUUGAGGAUGGUGCAGAGGUUACUGGUGGGUCCCAACCCAGAAACGCGUGCAUGGUAUAUGAUAGCCGCGCGGAGAUCUGUGGAAGCUAUGAAAGUUGUGGAUGGAUGUGAAGAUUCGUUUGAUACUUCUCAGUCUACCGUGCCAACGCUAGCUUUUGGUGUUGGGUAUGGUGAGGCUGGAGAUAAUGGAGUUGAAAAAGGCACGGGGAUGCUUGGUGGUCGGUGUGAGGUUGCAUGGGAUCUGCUUAUGCUGCGAGAUAUGGAACCACCUAUGUUCGCCGAGUUGGAGAGUCUUAUGAGGGUGGAGUAAUUGGAUAUGGAUUCUUUGGAUGGGUAUUUCGCUGUUAUAUAUGGAUCUCGAUGGGACUUGUUGUGCCGUAGAGGUCAUCGAAUGUAAAUUAUGUGUUGCCUUGCUUUGUGGUUAUCCUGGAAAUUAUUGUUUGUAUUGACCACAGUAAAAUU